Molecule: messenger RNA, 630 nt
Organism: Podarcis muralis (Common wall lizard)
Lineage: Eukaryota; Metazoa; Chordata; Lepidosauria; Squamata; Lacertidae
Source: RefSeq, a predicted model, not a curated record
UGGUCGCUUGCUUGCUCCUCUCUCCGUCUCUGAUUUCGGCUGAGAUGAACGCGGCUUUCCCCAGAACUUUGUUUUGAAGCGGCAUCCGGCAUCCGCGCCCACCCGCCCGGCAGCCCCCCUUCCCGGCACCCGGGCAAUUGAGGAGCGAGGCGUUGCGGCGGCGGCGGCAUCUUCUCUCCAUCAGCAACAGGGAGCCCACGGAGGAAGGACCCGGGUGCUGAAUUUCCCCGCUGCGGCAGAAAGGCGUUGGAAAAGUCUGGGAAGGGCUGAGGCAUCUGGUCCAUAUUUCUCCCCAGAGAUCCUGUUGACUUUUGCAGCAAGAUGGAAAGUGAUGCAACUUGGGUGCUGCAGGACAGAGUGAAUGACAAGAGAGAAGAAAUCAAAGCACAACGUCGAAGAAAAAGUGAGGAUUUGCUGAGGGAGACAGAAGCUGAGAGGAAGAACAUAAUCCGGGAGUGGGAAGAGCUGCGAAGGUUUGUCGAAGACCAAGAAAAACUCGUGUUGAGGAGGCUGCAAAAGCUGGACAAUGACAUUGUUAGAAGGAGAGAUGAGAGUGUUUUGGAAGGUUCUGAGCAAGCAACAUUUCACGAAAACAGAGAAAGCAACCAGCACCCACUUGUGAAGAUGUAA